Messenger RNA from Daphnia carinata, 333 nucleotides. RefSeq lists its product as uncharacterized. The transcript has a single exon. Lineage: Eukaryota; Metazoa; Arthropoda; Branchiopoda; Diplostraca; Daphniidae. The coding region runs from base 1 to 333 and encodes 110 amino acids. The record is from RefSeq and is a predicted model, not a curated record.
AUGACAGUUCAUGUAUUUGAGGCCGUCUCGUCACCGUUGACUUGCUUGUUCGCCUUAAACAAAACAGCCGAAGGCAACAAAACGAGAUUUCCAGACGCAGCAGCCAGUGUAAGAACAAGUUUCUACGUCGACAACUAUUUGGAUUCGUUCAAUUCGGAAGAAAAGGCAAUAAAACGGGCCCGCCAGCUAAAGGCAUUGUUGCAACUGGGGGGUUUUAAUCUCACCAAGUGGUCAUCGUCGUCAAGAAAGGUCCUAGCAGCGCUCAAACCAUUAGGCUUGGCCAAUCCAAAACUGGAUUUAGAUUUAGCCAAAAGCCCAUGGAUCGCGCCCUAG